UUUUCAAGUACAACAUGACCGUAUAUUCACCGCUUUCUGCUUGCUAUUGUACGGCAGCAAUCGUUGUUCUUCUUAGAUCGGAGCUCUUGUAUCGGUCUAAGCAGUACCCGUUACGAAAAUUAAGCUUGGUUUGUUACCAAAGGCAACCAGUAGUAUGUAGUUGUAUAUUAAGAGCCACCAUCUAAUUUGUCCUGUUUCGCGGUAACUAUGCUGGAAAUAAAAAAAGCGUCGAGUAUAUGUUCGUAUCACCUUGUCCGUGCCUUUAUUUCUUGACAUAUGCAUUCUUUCGUCUCAACAGCAGCUUGCUUAUCUUUGCGACGAUCAGAAGAAAUCUGUGCAAGUCAGUUCAAAUCGUCGCUGUGCAACUUAAGGAUUACACGAUGCUCCGGCAAGCGAGCGUUGAGCUCUUCUCGCAACAUUUUUGAUCCCGAACCGAAUGAGCAGAAAGCGAUUUCGUCUAGAAACAAGCAGCAGCAGUUACCAAUUGAUAAACCUUGGGAUGGCGAAGAAUCUGUUGCUGAUUCUGUAUUGCGUAUGAUUAUGGACAAAUAUAACAAACCGUUACGAGUAGAAGGUGCCGCACGACGACAACUUCCACAGCCCCAGACGUAUUCACCGCAUGUGCAGGGACUCUAUGAUACAGCUGACAGCAGCAAAAGUAAUGGUAACGGUACUAUCAAUAAUAGCAGCCAAGAAGAGAGCACCCUGAGCUCGGGCGAAAAAGCGAUUCUGCGCGACAAAGCUGUGCGUUCUAGACGGCAAAAACGGAUUAUGAAUGCACGUGAAGCUGCACUCGAUUAUUCCCUUGAAAAGAAAUAUCCAUCCUCCUCACCUACAACAACAACAAUGACGACGAAAAAAAACUAUGAAAAGGACGACGCAAUGAAGAACAACAAUGAUGAAGAAACGCAGCGGCCACGAAGCAUUGCUCAAAUCGGUUUGCUUGCCGAGGAAAGGAUUCGAGAGGCGCGUGCCCAGGGUCAUUUUGACAAUUUGGCUGGGCGAGGGAAGCCUAUUUCGACCGAUAUAAACGAAAACAAUCCAUUCGUGGAUCGGACCGAGUAUUUUCUGAACCGCAUUGUACAGAGGCAAGGCGCUGCACCACCGUGGAUUAUGAUGCAACAGGAAGUGGACACGGAGACUACAAUGUUCCGGACAGAUCUUGAGCGGUCAAUGCGUUUGUACUUGAUAGAUCAAGAACAGCGCAAGUCGGCAAGUUUGAGGGAGUGGCGGCAGAAUAAUCAAGAAUACUUUGCAAAGUUAUUGAAGCGGUUGAAUGGUCGCUUAAGAAGUUAUAAUGUUAUGUGCCCUGCGUCAGUGCGCAAAUUGCGAUUGGAUUUAGAGGACGAGUUACAAGAGACGUACCGUAGGCUCAGUAAUUAGGUUACUAUCUGUAAUCAUAACGGGAGAUAGAGAAACUAAAAUGUAUGUAGUAUUUUAUUUAGAAUCGCAUGUAUUAAUUUAUUCAUGACAUUAGA
Molecule: messenger RNA, 1478 nt
Organism: Zychaea mexicana
Lineage: Eukaryota; Fungi; Mucoromycota; Mucoromycetes; Mucorales; Lichtheimiaceae
Exons: 1
Coding region: 277-1383 (368 amino acids)
Source: RefSeq, a predicted model, not a curated record